Molecule: messenger RNA, 1488 nt
Organism: Solanum verrucosum
Lineage: Eukaryota; Viridiplantae; Streptophyta; Magnoliopsida; Solanales; Solanaceae
Exons: 6
Coding region: 190-1134 (314 amino acids)
Source: RefSeq, a predicted model, not a curated record
UAAUAAAAUCCUGUUAUUGUCUCUUCCCCUCUCUACAUUUGCCUUUUUUCCUCUGUUUUGUGUUUGUUUUCCUUUGUGGGGGUAUCCUUUUAUCUCAUCAUAUAGUUAGAAAGAGAGAGAAGCAAUCAGUUUCAUUUCUCUUUCUCUCUUGCUCUCUUUGUGUUUUGUUCAUUUUCCCCUUUGAAAACAAUGGAGAAAGGCUCAAUGCAAUCAAAUCUUGAGUCUUUUUUGGAUUGCACAACACCAUUAGUAGCAUCCCAGUUCCUUGCCAAGAGUGAAAUUAGAAGCCUUAAUAAGCUUUGGCAUCCUAAGGAAAGGGAGGAAAUUGAAUACUUCACAUUGUCUGAUCUUUGGAAUUGUUUUGAUGAAUGGAGUGCUUAUGGUGCUGGAGUUCCAAUCAGAUUAGAUUCUGGUGAAACUUUAGUUCAAUAUUAUGUGCCUUAUCUUUCAGCAAUUCAAAUUUUCACCAGCAGUUCAUCUGUAAGCAUUUUAAGGGAGGAGACUGAGUCUGCGUGGGAAAUGAGGGAUUCUUUCAGUGAUUCAUUCAGUGAAGAGAGUGAGAGUGAAAAGCUUUCGAGAUCGGAUGGGGGUUCAUCGGAGGAAGGUCUAUUUGAGCAAGAUAAUCACUUGCAAAUGAAUAAUAGAUUGGGUUACCUUUAUUAUCAAUACUUUGAGAGAUCUUCUCCAUAUGGAAGAGUACCUCUGGUGGAUAAGAUUAGUAGCUUAGCUGAAAGACACCCUGGAUUAAUGUCAUUGAGAAGCGUAGAUCUUUCACCAGCUAGUUGGAUGUCAGUUGCUUGGUACCCGAUAUAUCACAUUCCCAUGGGAAGAACCAUUAAAGACUUGUCGACAUGCUUUCUCACAUUCCACACCCUUUCUUCUUCUUUUCAAGAUAUGGACCUUGAAGAUAACACAGAGAAAGGUAUUAGGAAACGUAUCGAAGGGGAAGCAAUCCCACUUCCACCUUUCGGUUUGGGAACUUACAAGAUGCAGGGUAAUGUUUGGAUUUCAGACAGAAGUGGGAGGGACCAAGAGAGGAUGGUGUCACUAUUAAGCGUGGCCGAUUCUUGGCUAAAGCAAUUGGGGGUCCAGCACCAUGACUUUAACUAUUUCUUGGGCAUUCGUCAUGGCUAAAAACUCCAAUGAUGACAUACUCUUUAAACCCCUCCAAUGGACUGAUACUGAAGUUGCCCUUUCUUGGCACUGAGGUCAUGUUUUUUUAAGCUCGGAAGCAUGAAUAUCCUCGAAAGAGGAUCGUAGUAAUGUCUUCUUUGCAAUAGGCUUUUUUUUUCGUGAUCCCCUCACCUUGAUUACCAAAAUGAGGAUUGUAGUAAUGCAAUCUCUUAAACUUCAGACUUAUGUGAUUUCUGUAUUAUGUAUAGGGAUUAGCUUAGUUUUGAAGGGAUAAAUUUUGAGGUGAAGUGAGAGAUUAGCGUGGACGCGUCGUAUUAACUGUGGAUUAAUGAUCAUGAAAUGACUAUGAUUAAG